This is a messenger RNA of Ziziphus jujuba (common jujube), 628 nucleotides long. RefSeq names its product small ribosomal subunit protein eS21y. The record is from RefSeq and is a predicted model, not a curated record. The transcript is spliced from 4 exons. Gene Ontology annotation, biological process: endonucleolytic cleavage in ITS1 to separate SSU-rRNA from 5.8S rRNA and LSU-rRNA from tricistronic rRNA transcript (SSU-rRNA, 5.8S rRNA, LSU-rRNA); endonucleolytic cleavage to generate mature 3'-end of SSU-rRNA from (SSU-rRNA, 5.8S rRNA, LSU-rRNA); translation. Gene Ontology annotation, molecular function: structural constituent of ribosome. Gene Ontology annotation, cellular component: ribosome; cytosolic small ribosomal subunit. Lineage: Eukaryota; Viridiplantae; Streptophyta; Magnoliopsida; Rosales; Rhamnaceae. Bases 162 to 407 code for a protein of 81 amino acids.
UGUGGGCUUUAACAAAACUGAGUAGCUCAGUUUGAUUUUCAUCCUUUAUAAAUUUUAGAAAAACCCUAGCUGUUCUUCGUCUCGCUCCUGGCAGUCGCACAUCUCCUCUGUCUCCGCCGGUUCUCUCUCCGCUGGUAAAGGUAGUUGAUUCGAAAGCCAAUAUGCAGAAUGAGGAAGGAGUUAUCACUGAGCUUUAUAUUCCCAGAAAAUGCUCUGCUACUAACAGGCUGAUAACUUCAAAGGACCAUGCUUCAGUCCAGCUUAACAUUGGACAUCUGGAUGAGAAUGGUGUCUACAGCGGCCAGUUCUCUACCUUUGCUCUUUGCGGUUUUGUCCGUGCCCAGGGAGAUGCUGAUAGUGCACUAGACCGACUCUGGCAGAAGAAGAAAGCCGAAGUUCGACAGUAGUAGAACUUCUCUAGGGUUGGAAUGUUUAAUUAGUAGAAUUUUUAUAUGAUUUUGAACCGUGUUUCUCAUAAAAGUUAACUCGUAAAAGAACUGCCUUUAGUUGGCAAGUCUGUCUUUUUGCCCCACCCUUUCAAUUCCCUGUUGACUAGUAAUCAAACAGUGUUUCUUUGAGGUGAUUGUAUUUAAAUUCUUCAUACAAGGUGACCGUAAUAUUUUCUUUA